Messenger RNA from Clarias gariepinus (North African catfish), 7148 nucleotides. RefSeq names its product ankyrin repeat domain 52a (gene ankrd52a). The coding region runs from base 133 to 3336 and encodes 1067 amino acids. Gene Ontology annotation, molecular function: protein binding. The record is from RefSeq and is a predicted model, not a curated record. The transcript is spliced from 28 exons. NCBI's taxonomy places the organism in Eukaryota, Metazoa, Chordata, Actinopteri, Siluriformes, Clariidae.
UUCUCUCCGGUGUCGCUGUCUGUUUUCGUUUUCUGUUUUUCUCUCGUUUAAUCUCAGACUGUCUCGUAUUUGUUUUUGCGAAAGCGGCGUCUAUCCUAAUGAGGGAGUUUGGUCCCUCACUGGCACUGGGAGAUGGUGGUGUUAAACAUUUCUGAGCAGCCACCUCUGGUCCAGGCCGUGUUUAAUCGGAACACAGAUGAAGUUCAGUUAUAUUUGCACAAGAAAGAUGAAGUCAAUGCACUGGACCAGGAGCGACGCACACCUCUGCACGCUGCUGCUUGGUUGGGAGACGUCCAUAUCAUGGACCUCCUCAUCACAGCAGGAGCGAACGUUAAUGCGAAGGACCACAUGUGGCUGACGCCGUUACACCGAGCAGCAGCCUCCAGAAACGAGAGGGCGGUGGGGCUGCUGUUGAGAAAAGGAGCUGACGUGACGGCGAGGGAUAAGUUCUGGCAGACGGCACUGCACAUCGCUUCGGCAAACCGAGCCAUGCGCUGCACUGAAGCUCUGCUGGCCCAAAUCAGCAGCGUGAACAUGGCCGACCGCACAGGCCGAUCCGCCCUCCACCACGCCGCCCAGAGCGGCUGCCACGAGAUGGUUAAAUUGCUGCUGAACAGAGGGGCCAAUCUCAGUGCCAGCGAUAAGAAAGAGAGACAGCCCAUCCACUGGGCCGCUUACCUCGGUCAUCUGGAGGUGGUAAAGUUGCUGAUGUCUCAAGGAUCAGAUAAGAGCUGUAAGGACAAGCGAGGCUACACUCCUCUGCACGCCGCCGCUGCCAGCGGGCACGUCGACGUGGUCAAGUACUUGUUACGGAACGGAGCAGAGAUUGAUGAGCCAAACGCUUUCGGAAACACCGCUCUGCAUGUAGCCUGCUACAUGGGGCAGGAAGCAGUCGCUAAUGAGCUGGUUAACCGCGGCGCGAACGUUAACCAGCCCAACCAGCGAGGCUUCAGCCCCCUGCACCUGGCUGCCGUGUCCACCAAUGGCGCCCUCUGUCUGGAGCUGCUGGUCAACAACGGGGCUGACGUCAACAUGCAGAGCAAAGAAGGCAAGAGCCCCCUUCACAUGGCAGCCAUCCACGGACGCUUUACUCGCUCCCAGAUCCUCAUUCAGAACGGUGGGGAGAUAGACUGUGUGGACAGAUAUGGCAAUACUCCUCUUCAUGUUGCUGCUAUGUAUGGCCAUGAGCUGCUCAUCAGCACCUUAAUGACAAAUGGCGCUGAUACAGCCAGGCAAGGAGUUCACGGGAUGUUCCCACUGCACUUAGCCGUGCUCUACGGGUUCUCUGACUGUUGUCGCAAGCUGCUCUCCUCAGGUCAGCUGUACAGCAUUGUGCUGUCGAUGAGCAAAGAGCACGUGCUCUCAGCUGGCUUCGACAUCAACACUCCGGACGAGUUCGGGAGAACCUGCCUACACGCUGCUGCCUCUGGAGGAAACACUGAAUGUCUGAACCUGCUGUUGAGCAGUGGCGCAGACAUGAAUAAGAAAGACAGGUUUGGGAGGACCCCUUUGCACUAUGCGGCUGCUAACAGGAGGUAUCAGUGUGUGGUGAUUCUAGUAGGAGCAGGAGCCGAGGUCAACGAGCCUGACCGAACCGGCUGCACACCUUUACACUAUUCCGCUGCUUCCACUGCUUUCUGCAGGGUGGAUCGAGGGCAGCAGAGUCCAGAGGACGGAGAGAAGGAGUCAUUCAUGUGUGUGGAGUACUUGCUGGACAACGGAGCAGACCCAUGCUUGUGCAACUCUAAAGGAUACAAUGCUGUCCACUACGCAGCUGCCCACGGAAACAAGCAGAGCCUCGAGCUGCUUUUGUUGAUGUCCUACAACACAUUAGGCGAUGCAGAAAGCACUGGACCUGUCAGUCCCUUACACUUAGCAGCCGAGGCAGGACACUGGGAGUGUGUGAGUGUCUUGGUCGAGUCAGGCACGCGUGUGGACGUGCUGGACUCUGUGGGACGCUCGGCGCUCUACGUGGCCUCUCAGAGAGGACACGCUCGCUGUGUGGAGCUUCUCCUCAGCCAGUCAGCAUCCUGCCUGCUCACUGAGCACUGCAAUAAGUGGACUCCUCUCCAUGUCGCAGCAGCGAGCGGCCAUACAGACUGUCUGCAGAUGCUGCUGUCCAGCAAGGAGGAGCCUGACCUCCCAAAUGUCUCUGACACUGAGGGACAGACUCCUCUGAUGUUAGCCGUACUGGGAGGUCACACUGACUGCGUCCUCUUGCUGCUGGAGCGAGGGGCGUGUCCCGAUCCAAGAGACAGGAAGGGAAGAACGGCACUUCACAGAGCGGCUCUGCUCGCCUGGGAGGACUGCGUGACCGCACUGUUGUCCCACAACGCCGCGGUCCUGACUAAAGACGUCCAGGGCCGCACUGCACUCCACCUGGCUGCUUCCUGCGGCCAUGCUGAGAUUCUGGCCAGAAUGUUGUCUGCUGCUGACCACACCAACUCGCACCACCCGAUCGCUGACUGCCACGGCUUCACCCCCGCACACUGGGCAGCCUAUCACGGUCAUGAAGACUGUUUGGAAGUUUUACUUGAAAUUAAACCAUGUAGUAUCGAGGAGGGAAACCCCUUCACCCCACUGCACUGUGCUCUAAUUAAUGGCCAUAGCGGUUCUGCGGAAAUUCUCUUGAACUCCAGUUUUGGCUCAUCACUGGUCCACGCCAGGGAUGCAAAGGGAAGAACUCCGCUUCACGCUGCUUCCGUAGCCGAGGACGUCUCCGGGCUGCUCCUGAUUCUGCGCAUGGGAGCCGACAUCAACGCGGUUGACCACUCGGGACGCUCGGCGCUCAUGGUGGCUGCUGACAAGGGCAAAAGCGGCGCUGUGGCCCUUCUGCUGCAUCGAGCCAAAGCUGACCUGUCUCUUCUGGAUGUGAACAGAAACACUGCCCUGCAUCUGGCCUGCAGCAAGGCUCACGAGAUGUGUGCCAUGCUGAUCCUGAAGGAGAUCCACAACCCGAUUCUCAUCAAUGCAACAAACAGCAUGCUUCAAAUGCCUCUUCACAUCGCAGCCAGGAACGGUCUGGCCACCGUGGUUCAGGCUUUGCUCAAUCGUGGAGCCACAGUACUGGCAGUGGAUGAAGAGGGUCAUACCCCUGCCUUGGCAUGCGCUCCCAACAAAGCCGUGGCCGACUGCCUCGCUCUCAUCCUCUCGACCAUGAAGCCUUCUCCCUCCAGCGCACCCUCUUCCUCCCCCUCCUCUCCGAGGCUCAACCUACUCAAGCAUUGUGGCAUCACAGCCGCUUGCCCUCCUUUGCCCAACGGAGGCCUUCGCCACACCUACGGCAAAGAUCGGCAUGGCACCGCCUUCGGGUUGGACGGCUGUCUGACCGAGUGAGCCGAUCUGCAUCCUAGAGCCGUUAUGACAAACCACACACACACACACGCGCACACACAAUAACAGUCUGUGUGUAUGGAUGCUCAGUUUGGUCUUCUCUCUCUCUCUAUCUCUCUCUCUCUCUCUCUCUGUCUUUCUCUCUGUCUUUUAUUUAUUUUUAUUUUUAAGACACCUAGUCAAAAAACAAUAUGCAAUUCCAGCCUCACGACCCUCCUGCCCCCAUCAACACCGCUUUUCUUUACUACUGUUAGAGGAUGACUAGGAACAAACGUGUUUAUUUAUUUUAAAUGCUUGCUAGUUCUCGCUUCGAGAAGUCUACGAUACCAAGCCAUCUCGUGCGCGCGAGUUUCCAUGAGCGCUAGCUAGUUGUUUAAUAGACUAAUGUUCAUUUAAGCCCGGUUUACUUGGCUAAGGUUAGUAUUAUGCAGCUGCUUUUUUUUUUCUUUUUUUUUCUUUCUUUCUUUCUCUCUUUCGGUCACAGAUACAAGUGUGUGUGUGUGUUUGUGGAUUUCCUUUGAGAAGCUGUGGCCUUGCAGAGGAAUUUCCAGCCUGCCCUGAGGAACAGUUAAAACGGGUUACUGUAAACUAAGCAUGAAGGUGUGGGCCAUGUAUUAGAUGGUCUCAAAUAAGUGUGUGUGUGAGAGAGAGAAAAUAUAGUUGUGUGUGUGUUUAGCAGUCCAACCAGAUUUCCAUCCCAUACUUGAUUCUUGCUUUUUAAGCUCAUGCAUUGUAUGUCAGGUGCAAUCAAAUUUAGCACAAACUAAGCAGAAAAAAAAAGCUUAUUUUUUUUCUUUAGUUUUUUUUUUUUUCUUGUGUUUUUAUUUUUGAGACAAGGGAAACCAUACGACCUUAAGCCAAAUGACCAAUGACCUCUGGGUUCGAAAGGUCAAAAAUGGUGCAUGUUUACUGUAGGCUUUUUUUUUUUUUUUAUUUAAAGAAGGAAUAACUUGGGAACAUUGCAAUGGGUUUACACAGAAGGCGCGUUCGUCGUUUCCAGCUUAUAAAGUAGUAGUAGCACCAGGGUACCAUCGGUCAUCCGACACGACACGCAGACGACGGUGAACUGAACAGAAAACCGAAAGCACAAGCAUCAGAUCGGACGUAGGCCUUUCGAAAACUGAUCCUUACUCCUAGGGACCACCUUCUACCUGGGAAAGAUUGGGGAUUGGCUGAGAAACUCGGAGGCUGUUAGGCUUGGAAUCUGGGUGUAGUGCUUUCCCAGCCGACCAUAUCGAAAUGUCUCGCGUUGCGUUGAGCUGCUCUCGCAGUGCCUUUUUUUUAAUAACAGGUUUUUCUUUCCAAAAUGUCCGUUCAGUCCGACUCGUCACCGUUCACAGCUUAAGUGGUGCUUCCUCUACAGACUAUUAACUUUAGCCAUAUGAAUCAUUAGUCGAGCCUUUUGCUGAAGGAUCGCUUGGAAUUUUUGUUUUUCCUUUUUUUUUUUAAAUGAUUAAUUCGAGCAGCUUUUCUCGUCAGGGUGUAUGGCUUUAACUUCUGCUAUUCACAAGCUCAAACUGAAAAUCAGCAACUUUUCAUGAUAUUGCUGAUUUUCACCUAGGGUUGAUUUGGGUUAUGAUGAUUAUGAUAUUACUAUUAUUAUGACCAAAGUUGCGUUAAUUUUGUAGCGUUCCUAAUUUGGCGAAAAAAUAACCACCUGCUUGGUGGUGGAAAUCUAUUGCCCCUUCUCCCCUCGUUUAGUUUAGUUUAGCUCAGUUCAGUUUAUUCACCGAAUGUUUCCUUAUUGCCAAAGGUUGAUUAAUUGUUCAGUGUACAAAUGUGCUUCCUUUUCAUUUUACAUCCAAGCCACAACGUUUCAGAAAAAUAUUAGGGUCGGAAUAUUAUUCGGAAAAAGAAAGAAAAAUAUAUAUAUAUCGAGACAUGCAAUAUUUGCGCAAUUAGUAAAGAGACAAUCAGUCGAAAGGGCUUUUAAUUUCCCCUAUUAUUAUUAUUAUUAUUAUUAUUAUUAUUAUUAUUAUUGUUGUUGGGUUGGUGCGUUUUCCGAUAUAUUUGAGACCACUGGGAAUCGGAACAAGAUGGUAUGAGCUGCUAUCUUGCAUUGCGUUAACCCGAGUCUCUGAAGCCAUUGGAACUGUUAAACGUAUAAACUGAAGCAGCAGUAAACUUUUUUUUUUGUUUGUUUGUUUUUUCCCCUUACAUGAAUUUUUACUGAAGUAAUUUAGCGGGUGUUGGGUGAUCAUGGGCGUGUGCUGAUUCUGAAAUAAUUCUGGAGAAUUUGCCUAUCGCAGUUUCGCAAUAAAAUUGUCAUAAACCAUGGCCUUGGGGAGAAAAAAUAUCUAAAAUGACCAAUGAUGCAGGGCACAAAAGAUGAUCACGAUUCGUUCUUGUCAGAGGUGGACACAUCAUACUUCUAUGAGCUGUAUCACCUGGCAAGCCUAAAGAAUUGAGGUAACUAAAUGGAAAGUGCGUUAAGUGUAAGAGAAGUAAACGAGAACUUGAUGAUUACAAAGAAAGUUUUUGAUGUAGCAUAUCAUGUUUGCAGCCUGGACAAAAUGUCAGCAAGUUUUUUUUUUUUUUUUUUUUUUUGCUUCUUAUGAAUUUGAUGUCAAAUGAUGAGUGAUUUGGUAGAUUAACGCUUAUUAAUCACCUUUGUAGGUUUAUCAUACUUACUCGAAGUGCGUUAACUUUACGAAGUAUUUGGAAAGUCAGUCUUUGUUUGAAUAUCAGAACAUGAAAUCUGUUCGUCCUUGAUACUGAUAUGUCCACCUCUGACUGUCCUUUCAAAAAACAAAUGCACUCUUUAUUUUAGUUUUUCCUUUUUUUUUUUUUGGUUUGGUUUGUUCACGUGCAGCUACAUAUGUGUUUACACGUGUGCGCCCAGUUCUCACAAACCCGAGUAAGGGUGCAUCAUAUUUAUGAUGUUACAUUAGUCGGGAAAAGCAAUUAUUAUUAUUUUUUUACUUUUCUUUCCCCGAUUGCAGAAGGGCCACCGAGGGGGAGGAAACAAAAUGAGAAAUGUGAAUGCACGGGGGUUCAGCAAGGCAUUAAAAUCCGUUUGCACUGCCACUUGUAUUGACUGACUGAUUCUAAGUACGAUGAAGUCGAGGUUAAAUUUUUGUAGUCUAAAAAAAAAAGUGCACAUCUCUUCAUUUGAAGAGUACUUUCUGUUCUCAUUAGGUGCCAUUAAGUAAUCGGAGAAAACUUGUAAUCGCAGCCUUUAUCCGCAACCCGUACACGGAAACACUUCUCAUCGCGCGCAUGUGUCUGUGUGCGCGCAGCGAAUAAACAGGCAGCUUCCGGAGGUGGAGGAGAGCUUGUCCUAAAUAUCUUGUAGCUGAAGGUUGUGUAAAGCUCUUGGAGUUAGAGGAGGGCAUUUUAUCUGAACGACCAUGUGCAAAAUAAAUAAAUUAAUUAAUUAUUUAAAAAAAAAGGUCCUCCUUUAUAACUGGUGCCAUAAUUUUCUUCUCUGCACUUCAUAUGAACUAUUUUAUAGAGUAACGUAAAUGAAUUCCAAAAGUUAUACAUGUUGCAUGAUCUACAAUAAAACCAAAACCAUAUUUAUUUGAGAUUAUAACACUAAAUAAUAAUAAUAAUGAUGAUGAUAGUUCAAAUUAAGCUAUAAGAAAGCAAAAGUGUGAGGAGGAGGAGGAUUUCAAAUUAAAAAGCCAUUCCUUAGCCUCGUGUUGGAUCAUGUUAACGGCUUAAAAGAUAUGACUUACAGGUUUUAGUACAUACAAGCUCAAAAGGCAUUUAUGGAAAAAUUUUAGUGGUUGUUUUUAAGGGUAAUUUCUCCAAUAUUUGUCAAAUGAAAUGCCUUAACUGUGUCAGAAGGGUAGAAAUAAAGUUUUUUUUUU